Messenger RNA from Ilex paraguariensis (yerba mate), 402 nucleotides. NCBI's taxonomy places the organism in Eukaryota, Viridiplantae, Streptophyta, Magnoliopsida, Aquifoliales, Aquifoliaceae. The record is from the annotation of a GenBank genome assembly.
AUGAAACAUCGAACAAUUGAGGAUAUUAUUGAUGGCCAAGACUUCGUAGAAGAUUAUGUUGAAAAGAAACAUUCAGUUGUAAUUGAGGAGAUUAAUGAAGAUGAUGUAGAAGAUAGUCAGAUUAUUGAAGUCCUCAAGAUAGAUUACUGUAAUAGAAAAAAUUUGCUAGAGUAUUCUGAAGUCAAUGCAAUUGGUGAUGCUGGAGGAGAAGAACAGAGAAUGAAUGGAGGAAAAGAACAGAGAGUCAAUGAAGGAGAUGACCAAAGAGUCAAUGGAAGAGAGAAUGACAUGCCUCACGAGAGAACCAGGGAGUCAAUGGAAAAUGACAUGCCUCACGACAGAAACAGGGAGUCAAUCAGGGAUAGUGACAGUUCUGAUUAUUCUGAGUUAUAUGAUAGUUAA